GUAUUCCCCGCUCUAUUCUAUAUUUAUUCGAGACGUUUGUUGAUCUCGAUGACGUUUGCCGUAUCCUAAUAUUUUAGUGAUAACAAGGUAAUGUUUCGAUUUGCUCAGGUGGGUCUCCUGAUGCUGUUGUCGCAAUGGCUGAGUUAUUGUCCGGCGGCCGUGAGCGCUUUCCUCAACAUUCCCGGCGGAGUCGGCUACCUCGUCAACCAGACUUGCUCGAACGAGCACGACGAAAACGAAUACCUGCUGCAAGGAUUGUCGGCGUUCCUCCUCGCCAUCUGCAUACAUUUCAACGAUGAUUCCGUAGAAAAUUAUUCCAAAGACUCUCUCAAGCAGCUGCUCGUCAAGAGGAUAGGCAUGGAGACUUUUAUGGCUAAACUGAGCGAAGUGACGAAACACGAGUCGUACAACAGGGCCGCGAAGCACCCUCAGCUGAGAGUGAAGUCUCCCUCCGAAAUGUUGAUCGAUUAUGAAUUCUGUAGGCUCUUCAAAUCUUUAGAGAACGUGUUGACGGAGAGUUUGAGUGUGAAACAAGAGAACGGCGUGAGUGGGCGCGGCGACGACGCGCUGCAGCAGUACAAGAGCCUCAUCCGGCAGCAGGACGCGCGCCUGCACGAGCUGGCGGCGCAGCUGGACGCGCUGCUGCAGCAGAACCAGCGCUUGCAGAGCACUCUGAACGACUCCUUAGCGUCAAACUCGCAUUUGAAAGACGAGAACACGUUGCUGAAAGCGCAAUUGUCCGCUGUCGACUCGCUGCCGAAUCAGAGUCAAACUCCGAGAGAAGACGCCAGAUUUAAUGAGUACGAGGCCAAGGUGAGGGAGUACGAAGUCAGAGUAAAGGAGUCCGAACUCAGGGUAAAGGAGACUGAGGCGAAAGUGAAGGAGUCCGAGACCAGAAUACAAGAACUCACCGGUCAAGUGAGCAAGUUGAGUCAGGAGCUGACCGCGUCACGGGAGGAGCACAGAAUGGUUACGGAGGAAUUGGACAGACUGAAGAAAGACCAGGACGAUCUGUUGGAGUUGCUCGCUGAUCAGGAGGUGAAACUGAAUGAAUACAAGAUGACGUUGAUGUCGCUCGGUCAUACCGUGGAAGACCCCCCCUCCGACCAGAACCUGACGUAAUGCAACACACUGUCGGAGGUACUGUGCCUGUUAAAACCUACUGUUUGACGGUCAGACGUCAUAUUUGUUGAUUUAUAUUAGAAGGUUGUUUGUUCUCAAUCAACUUGUAAAGAAAAAUUUAGACCUUUUUCCAAAAAGUAACUUUUGUAAUUUAUUAAUAUUAUAUUAAAAUUUAUAAAAUCUGAGCGGAAAAAUGUUUUAAACUUUAAAAUAAUUCAAAUUUGUUUAAAAAGAUCACCGAUUUAGAAAAUCCAUAUAACCAUUUACUAUAUGACAACAUAUUAUCAAUACCUCAGAUGUACUGUCUAUAAUUCCCUAAUAAUAUUACAAAUAAAUAUAAAUGUAUUAAUCAAGUAUGGUUGCAAUUUUUAAGACAUCUGGAGUUUUUUUUUUUAAACUCAUAUUACUUUUAGUUAAUUAUGCAAAAGAUUGUAUUUUUUUUUGUUAUAUUUACAAAAAAAAUAAUGAAAAAUAUAUGAGAAGUGGUUUGCCUUAACUAUUAGUAGAGUACCAAUCAUCCAGCCUAGCAUCACUAGUCGCAGGCAA
This is a messenger RNA of Diatraea saccharalis (sugarcane borer), 1668 nucleotides long. NCBI's taxonomy places the organism in Eukaryota, Metazoa, Arthropoda, Insecta, Lepidoptera, Crambidae. The record is from the annotation of a GenBank genome assembly.